Messenger RNA from Aspergillus glaucus CBS 516.65, 621 nucleotides. RefSeq lists its product as uncharacterized. The transcript has a single exon. Lineage: Eukaryota; Fungi; Ascomycota; Eurotiomycetes; Eurotiales; Aspergillaceae. The record is from RefSeq and is a predicted model, not a curated record. Bases 95 to 454 code for a protein of 119 amino acids.
UCGAUCCCGAAGCUGCUGAAGUCCGUGUGCUGCAGAAGGAUACAGUAGAAUGAACAUAGAAAUGCUAGAAUCAUAAUAGAAUAGAAGCGGAAGAAUGCAAGAAAUCAAAGACCAUUGCAGUAUAACCAGUAGCUUUAUGUGUUAUCAAGACUGGCUCCAUAAACAAGAAACGAUGUUGAAUCCACUGACUCUAGCUUUCCGUCACUUCCUGCUUCUCCCCGCCCUUUUCGCACUCGCUCUCUUCUCUUCUCUCUCUUCCCCUCUUCCUUCCUCUCUUCUACUCACACUUCUUCUCUUCUCUUCUCUUCCUCUUCUCUAUCCUGAUCUCGUCGCUUUCUGUAUUUGUGCCAUCUUUGGCUUCAUUUACAGUCUUUAUCACCGUCCAAUCCUCCUCCAUCUGAUAACAUCAUCGCUCAUCUCCCGGUCGGUUGGAGCUCUCCCGUUGCUACAAUAACCCCGCCAUCCGCCUUGUGGCCGUAUUCCAAAACACCAAAUUUCGCUCUCUUUAUUCGACAUUUCUUUCAAUAGACCUCAGCUCUCAUAGAAGGAGGGGGGAAAAAAAAAAAAGGAAGAAAGAAAUCCGGUGCAAAAACAAGUCAAAUGUACGUUGUGUUUGAGGUC